Molecule: messenger RNA, 9364 nt
Organism: Peromyscus californicus insignis
Lineage: Eukaryota; Metazoa; Chordata; Mammalia; Rodentia; Cricetidae
Gene: Rfx3
Product: regulatory factor X3
Exons: 20
Coding region: 406-2718 (770 amino acids)
Biological process (GO): regulation of transcription by RNA polymerase II
Cellular component (GO): nucleus
Molecular function (GO): DNA-binding transcription factor activity, RNA polymerase II-specific; RNA polymerase II cis-regulatory region sequence-specific DNA binding
Source: RefSeq, a predicted model, not a curated record
UCCCCCGCCCCUCCCCGCGCGAGUGUCUCCCUCUCCCUCGCUCCCUCUCUCUCUCUCCCUCUCUCUCUCUUUUGUGAGUUAUAGCAACCGUUGCCUUGUGAAUCAAGCGCCAUAGUCACCGUAGUCCUGGCGACUGUUACCCAUCAACAACAACUACUCCUCUCCUCCUCCUCCUCCUCCUCCUCCUCUUCCUCCUCCUCCUCCUCCCCACCACCACCAUCUCCAUCACCCACCAACAACACCACAAUAAUCCACAGCCAAGCAUUCCACAAAUGCCCCAUCUGUGAGGCUUCACUCAGUACAUAACUGAUGUACUGCUUCUGUGCUCUCUGAACCUGAGAUUUUUAUCAGAGGAAUGUAGACUGGAAUCUGCAAUGGUUUUCAAAAUCCCAAAGUGAGACCAUCAUGCAGACUUCAGAGACGGGUUCAGACACGGGGUCGACAGUGACUCUACAGACGUCUGUGGCUAGCCAAGCAGCAGUGCCUACACAGGUGGUACAGCAAGUGCCAGUCCAGCAGCAGGUGCAGCAGGUACAGACAGUUCAGCAGGUCCAACAUGUCUACCCAGCUCAGGUGCAGUAUGUGGAAGGAAGUGAUACUGUCUAUACCAAUGGAGCAAUCCGAACAACAACUUAUCCUUAUACAGAAACACAGAUGUACAGCCAAAACACUGGAGGAAAUUACUUUGACACUCAAGGAAGUUCAGCACAGGUGACAACCGUGGUGUCCUCCCACAGUAUGGUGGGUACUGGUGGUAUUCAGAUGGGCGUCACAGGAGGACAGCUCAUCAGCAGCUCCGGAGGAACCUAUCUGAUUGGCAAUUCAAUGGAGAAUUCUGGUCACUCAGUGACACACACAACUCGAGCCUCCCCAGCGACAAUUGAAAUGGCGAUUGAGACGCUGCAAAAGUCUGACGGUCUGUCCACUCACAGAAGCUCUCUUCUCAACAGCCAUCUCCAGUGGCUGUUGGACAAUUAUGAGACAGCAGAAGGAGUGAGCCUUCCAAGAAGCACGCUGUACAAUCACUACCUUCGACACUGUCAGGAACACAAACUGGACCCAGUCAACGCUGCCUCUUUUGGAAAACUAAUAAGGUCCAUUUUUAUGGGGCUACGGACUAGGAGAUUAGGAACUAGAGGAAACUCCAAGUACCAUUACUAUGGGAUUCGUGUGAAGCCAGAUUCUCCUCUUAACCGUCUACAAGAAGACAUGCAGUAUAUGGCUAUGAGACAGCAACCCAUGCAGCAGAAGCAAAGGUACAAGCCUAUGCAGAAAGUGGAUGGGGUUGCAGAUGGUUUCACAGGAAGUGGCCAACAGACAGGCACAUCUGUUGAGCAAACUGUAAUUGCCCAAAGUCAACAUCAUCAACAGUUUUUAGAUGCAUCUCGAGCACUUCCAGAGUUUGGAGAAGUUGAAAUCUCUUCUCUGCCAGAUGGUACUACCUUUGAGGAUAUCAAGUCACUGCAGAGUCUUUAUCGAGAGCACUGUGAGGCAAUUUUGGACGUUGUUGUGAAUCUUCAGUUUAGCCUGAUAGAAAAAUUAUGGCAAACAUUCUGGCGCUAUUCUCCCUCUACUCCAACCGACGGCACUACCAUUACUGAAUCAAGCAAUCUGAGUGAAAUAGAAAGUCGACUUCCGAAAGCAAAGCUGAUAACUCUGUGCAAACAUGAGUCUAUCCUGAAAUGGAUGUGUAACUGUGACCAUGGGAUGUACCAGGCUUUGGUGGAGAUUCUCAUCCCCGACGUCCUUAGACCCAUUCCUAGUGCCUUGACCCAAGCCAUUCGAAAUUUUGCAAAAAGCCUUGAAGGUUGGCUUUCAAAUGCCAUGAACAAUAUUCCACAGAGAAUGAUACAAACCAAGGUUGCCGCUGUAAGUGCCUUUGCCCAGACUCUGCGAAGAUACACAUCGCUCAAUCACCUGGCCCAGGCAGCCCGCGCCGUACUUCAGAACACUUCCCAGAUUAACCAGAUGCUCAGCGACCUCAACCGCGUUGACUUUGCCAAUGUCCAGGAGCAGGCUUCCUGGGUGUGCCAGUGUGAUGACAACAUGGUUCAGAGACUAGAAACAGACUUCAAGAUGACGCUUCAGCAGCAGAGCACACUGGAGCAGUGGGCAGCAUGGCUGGACAAUGUGAUGAUGCAGGCGCUGAAGCCCUAUGAAGGAAGACCCAGCUUCCCUAAAGCCGCCAGGCAGUUUCUGCUCAAAUGGUCUUUCUACAGCUCCAUGGUCAUUCGGGACUUAACCCUGCGCAGUGCUGCUAGCUUCGGCUCCUUCCACCUGAUCCGGCUACUCUAUGAUGAGUACAUGUUCUACUUGGUAGAGCAUCGUGUUGCUCAAGCAACAGGAGAGACACCCAUAGCAGUGAUGGGCGAGACAUACCUUGUAGAUGAAAAAUAUACUCCUAUCAUGGAACUCUUUAUAAGCAAACUUCCGAAUUUCGGUGAUUUAAAUGCUGUGUCUCCUGGAAAUCUGGAUAAAGAUGAAGGCAGUGAAGUAGAAAGUGAGAUGGAUGAAGACCUGGAUGAUUCUUCUGAGCCUCAGGCCAAAAGAGAGAAAACAGAGCUGAACCAGGCCUUCCCUGUCGGCUGCAUGCCGCCAGUCCUGGAGAGUGGUGUGCAGCCCAGCCUCCUGAGCCCCAUCCACAGUGAGCACAUCGUCACGAGCACUCAGACCAUCAGGCAGUGCAGCGCCACGGGCAACACCUACACCGCAGUCUAACGGCAGCAGGAAAACCGUUUUUCCAGCGCCUUUAACCCACUGAUACUGGGCUUAAGCUGAAAGUCUAACAAGCCUGAAGGUUGACUGUUGUCAAAAGUCUAUCUGUGCUGAACAUUACCUUUUUGGAGUUGUGGAAUGGAAUGGGUGUAUGUAUUUUUCCAGGUCUUUUUUUUUUUAACACAAAUUAUUUGCCUUUUAAUAAUGAGUUUCUCCCCCGCUCCCCUUAGUUUCAGGUGUCAAGAAGGAUUUUUACAACAUAUAAUGUCAUUGUUUUUGUUUUCUCAUAAUUAAAAAGUAAUUUACAUUUUGUAGCUUAAAAUAUUUUAUUGUUGAUUGUUAGUCUUGGUGUAUGAUUUUAUGUGUAAGUUUUUUAAUUAGAUGCACUUCUGUGAAAUAUCAAAAGAAAUGAAUUUCUUUGAUUUACACUGGAGGCAUGCCCAUUUGGCAGCAGAUGCAUCAAAUUUGCUUCUGAAAGGUGCUUUUCAUUGGACAGAACCAUAAGACACUAUUUUGAUAACAUUUUGGAGUACAGAGAGAAUACAGAGCGUUUUUAUUAUAGUGCUAGAGGGUUGGGAAGGUCAUCUAUUUUUCUCUGAAGAAUAUUGAGCUGUGCAUUUAUCAGUUCAGGGUAAAUGACAGAAUGGCAAGAGAUUAUGCUAAUAUGUACAUAAUUUGUGCACAUAACUAUUACACCAUGUUAACAAUGCGAGCUUCCGUUAGGCAUCGACUUUUAACUAUGACUCGCAUACCAGUUCCUCUGUUUAAAGACUACUGAUUCUGUAUUGGGACCACUGCACAGAUGCAUUCUGCUCUUAAGUGGGGCUGUUAUAGUUAGAUACUGAAGCUGAAAAAUGACUUGACUUUUUUUUUUAAGUGUACAUGCUACUUAUACUGAGCUGGACAUACAGGAAACCAUUCCAUUUGGAUGACUUUCUUUUAUUCCAGGUCUUUUUUCUAAUAGUAGUUCAAUAUGCUGCUAUUAUAAAAGAAAAUGUAUAGAAUGCAAGGAAUGUAGCGCCCUGCAUAUUGUUAUUUCCUGGUUUCUAAAGUACAUGGAUUUCAAUUUUACACAGAACCUGAAGGCAGGGUGACUGGCACACCUCACUGUUGCUGACCCCGAUUCUAUAGGAUUUGGCUAGGUGGCUGGAUGGACCAUUGCCAUUGAAGAAUGUACAUCAGGGAUCAUCGUACCUCGGCUAUUACAUGGUGCCUUAAAACAGAACUGAGCUAAGGUUUAGUAAGGUUUAUUUUGUUCGUGUGAAUAACUCUUCAAUCCAUUUGGUAAAGUGUGCCUGUCAUGCUCAGAUUCCUGAAGUAAGGACAGGUCACAUGUUCUUCAAGGGGAAUUUAGGGGGAAAUGAAGCAAAACAAAGAGACAAAAACUUCAGUUUCUCUCUGAGUGACUGUGAGUGGACUUGUCUAUGUUUUAUCCUUGGAGCUGAAUAUCACUUGAUUAUAAAUCAGAUUGCUAAGGGUGUGGACUAACAGGCUAGUUUUCAUACAAACAUUUUACAUAAAGAUCGUAUGUUGUAGACCAUUCUUAUCUAGUUACAAUUCUGGAAAGCUAACAAAAAAAGCAGGUACUUAUUGAAGUGCAUCUUUUCAGUCUAAAUGUCUGUCUGUGUGUCAGGUGUCUCUGUAUAAACACACACACACACACACACACACACACACACACACACACACACACACACACACACACGGGAAUUCACCCAUGCAUGCAUGCACACACAUGGAGCAGGAGUCUGCUACAGUCAGAAGUGAGAUCCUAAAGAGCACAGGCUCAUCACAUUUUAUUUUGCAUGAAAAGCCAAGGUUCUUUUAAGAACUCAACCAUCAACAACAACAAAACAGGACACAUCCUUUCGUUUAACUAACUAUAAAAGUAAAUCAGUGAAAGUCAGUAAAUAACAAAAUCAAUAAAGCCAAAAAAGGAAAGGAAAGCACAAGAUGAUGUAUAGAUCACUACUGAGGCCUAUAUCAAACUGAAGACUUCAUCUUUCCAGUUAUGUUGGGUGAGGGGUAUGGUUGAGGAGAUGAGGCUGCACCACUCUGGAAAGUUAAAGAUACCAAAUGGCUUAUCAGGAAACACAGUGUAUUGAAACUGUUAUUGCCUGAUUGAUUGUCUCAAACUUCUGAAGAUCAAUAGCAUUUCUGAAGUAAAAUUAAAAUGUCAUAAAUAUAAUUUUUAGUGGAUUCUGAUUUUAUAUCGAACAAUUUACUUGAGUCUUCACUGGCAUCCAAGCAUCACUUCAUUUACUGCAGAUCCCCAAAGGCAAUGAAUUUGCAACCCCCUCCCCUGCAUAAUCCAUCAUACGCUACAAAAGACCAUGGAUCUACUUCAUUGUGAGUUAGAAAAUGUUUACACAUAAAAUUUAAAUCAUAACAUAACUCUCUUCAUUUUAACUAUCCCUCCUGAGGUCUUUCAGUCUCCUGUCUCUACUGGUCAUCCUUGGAUGACAUCAUGUCUGUAUUGGACCAAAUGUAUUUACUGGUUUCACUGUGUUUAUUGGUUGAUUUUGAAUGUAUUUGUAUCACUGUUUUAUUUAACCUAAUGUCGGGGAUACUCGUAUCAUGAAAGGAAUCUGCUGACAAUGGACAGAUGUAGAUUCGUGAGAGUGAGGGACUGAGUGGCCCUCCAGAAUUCAACAUUUCUACCAGUUGUUCAUGGUUUGUUCUAAAUUAGGACAGAGUAGAACGUAAUGAGCAUUAUUACGGUUGGAACUGACUCUAAAAUAUUCUGGAAUCUUAUAUAAAUAUUUAGGAAGAUUAAUCCUUUUACACCAGUGUAGAUAGGUCUAACCAAUACAUACAACAGAAUACCUAUGGCUUAUGACACUUCUAAUUAUUUGUAGUACACACUUACACACACAUCAAUUUUGGAUUUGAAUUGUGAAAUAUAUUAGAAAACAAAAAUAGUAAUUAAAUGCAGGCAUAAAUUAGAAUAAUCUAAUUUGUUGUAGUCAUUUAACAUUUUGUUUCCAUUUUCCAUUCACUGAAACUGGCUUUUCUAAGUAUCAGCCACUACAAUGAGACUUCAUUGUAGACUGAUUGACACAAAUACUCAUUUUAAGGACUUCUGGUAUUUCUUGGCAUUGUAAUCAAAUGCUAGUCUUGAAAUACACGAGUAUGAACCAAGUGCUACACUUCCAGUGAGGAGAAGGGGAGAGAGGUGCAUGAGCUAUUGGUAUAUUUCAGAAAAGAUAUUUCCAUGUAAUACAAGUGAGUAUCAUAGGUAUAGUUUAAUAUCAGUAAAUACUUUGAGAAUUAUAGCCAAGAGAUUUGCGCUUCCAAAACCAGUGAACAAUGGGUAGAAUGGGUGAACUUUCUCCUGGGAACACAGGGCCCAGUUUUUGAUUUUUUUUCCUUUGGAUAUCAAGUUACUAAUAACUUCAGGAUUUGUAUCCAAAUCAUGUUUGGAUUGACUGUAUGAGUCUUACUGCCUUUUCAGAAAUCUGCGUUCCUUUUUGUGAUUUUCCUUGUACUGUAUAGCACGGUUCAUGCACCUCUCUUUAGAUGGUGUACUUUAAAAACAGAAGUAAAAUACACAAAUGGUUUUCUCGCUGCAUACCUAAAGUUAGUAGUGUGCAACAUUAACUGCCUUUGAUUUGUAGUAGAUGUUCAAAAAUGAACAUGUUCUUGCAGAAUGCUGUAGUUGUCAGUCAGAGGUGAGCACAGCUUCCAUGCUGUCAUCGUGGGCCUUUUUACAUGGACACACUCUCUAGAAGUGUUUAAUGCAUUUUCAGUUUUUAAAAGAUUAUUAUUAUUAUUAUUAUUUGAAAUGUCUAAAAUAAUGCUGUGCUUGAAACAUCUGUUUUAAAAAAGUGUGUCACUGUGAUGGACACAGUAGGAAGUGAAAAACUUGACUAGUCACAUUUGUACACGAGGUAAGGCAGUGGUUAUAUAUAACAGAUUGACUUUGUCAUAACCUCCCCCUCCCCAAAUUCUUUUGAGCAAACCAAACUAUCCAGAAACGAAAAUCAGAAGUCUUCUGAUCUCUGUGGAUCACAUCAGAGUAUGGGGGAGGAGGGCUGGCAUGCAGUGUUGUUGAACAUCGGGCUGUGACUGGAUCAGAGCAACCUCCAUGUACAUGGUAGACAAACCCAUUAACAGAACCCUAGUAUUUCUGCGAGUCUGGUGAUUUUAAAAGACUGGAAUUGAAGCAUUAAUUCAGUGCUUAGUUCUGGUCCUAGAAAAGCCCUUUGCUGUAAUGCCUUGUAUUAACCCUUUGAGCAUUGUAAGAUAUACAAUGGGGGAUGAAAGCCUUUCAGAUCAUUUAUUUAGACUUAAAAAAGUAAAAUAGCCUCUAUAUCCAAAUGUCUAACUAAUUACACUGUUUUUUAAAGGGGGGUCAGAAAAGAAAGUGUCUCCAUGCCGAACACUUGCAUUUUAUAUACAACUCUUAAUUUUACUUCAAGAGGGCUUAAUAUAUUUAUUCCCAAAUAUUCACUGCCAUCUAAGUAAGUGUACUGUUUACAGAAGAGAAAAUCAACUUUUCUAGCAUCACAUGACUCUCUAGAAAAGGAGGACACAUACGUGGGCCUGUGCAGGCCUAUGUUGUAACUGAUUUCUGCACACUGGAGGUACCUGAUUGCCUUUAAAAGGUAUGAUAAAAUAAGGGUUACAUUUCUUCUUUUCUCCCAAAACAAAAGAUCUCAUUUAUUUAGCUUUAGAAAAUACAAGUGUAAGUGAAGCCUUAGGAAGAAAUGAGUUCCACUGAACACAGCUGAACUCGGGACAUUUAGGCUCUUUGGAGUUGCAUCUAUCAUAAAAUAUUGUUUGGAAAUUCAUACGGGGCAUAAUUUUACCUAUGCUCCAAAAUGGUAAUACUAACAAGACAGAGAGAGACAGAGUGUCGAGCAAGGCACUCACUUGCUCUAAGCUCUUCUGUCAGGAGCUGCUGUGACUGCUGCUUCAGAUAUCUCUGAAUGUCAUUCUGCUUACAACAUUGCUGAUUUCUUGGAGGGAAUUUCUGGACAGUUGAUCUGGUCCUCCCCUGUGUGACAGAACACAGAGCGGUGUUGUCUACAGAUGUGCCUGCGCCGCCCUCGCUGGGCACACACAGGAGCGUAACCUAUUCCGAUGUCUGCUGGGCAUCCGUAGCAUAGUGCAAGUGUCCGCACGUUGCUUUUUAGGCAGUUGAGGAAGUCAGACCAUGCAAAUGACUCAUGUGUUAACAUGCAAUACUCAAAGGGUUUUACUUUAGCUCUCCUCUUUUGAAUCUUCAUGAUGAUUUACUGUAAAUGCUUCUCAGUUUGCAUGCCUUGCCCAUUGCUGCUAGUGAUUUUAUGUGCCAGUAGACCUGAGUUUAGUUUACCAAUUUUACUUAAAUAGUAAAAGCCGCUUACAAAGUGACUGCCUAGGAUUGAUUCUCCUUUUGUUUAAAGGGAUUGGUGAUACGUCUUUUUAAAAGAAAUGUUUUGUCUCUUCUAUUUGGUUCUGAUAUUUGAAUCUUUUCCCCCUCUUUCCUUUGUUUUCUUUCCUUCUUUUUUUUUUCUUUUACAUAAAGUAUGACGUUGGGAUUGGAAGCCCUGAGUAAUGAAAUAUUUGGUAAGAAUCAUUUAUGUAGCUCAAUAAUGAUGAUAACAAAUCUCUGUGAGAAGUUUGAUUCUGGGGAGGAAAGCAAAAAUAAAACUCUGAUUGACUUUUGAUGACCAAGUAAAUUUUCCUGGAAUAAAUUAUCAUUUCUGAACAAAUGAUUGCCUUGUUUUAGCCUACCAUACUCAAUUUUAUAUGAUCUGAUAAGGAAGGUAUUAAAUUUUAUUCGUUUAAAAACAUCUUUUGUACCGAAGCAGACUCUUUUCUCUGCUCAUCUCCAUCAUCAAUUUGGACCUGUGGUGGUGACCAAUGAGUUGUUUCCAGAAACUUACGUGAGUGCCUUGAGAACACUUGGGAAUUUGUGCCUGAGGUGGUAAACUUUUAAUUAGGUUAAUUGUAGCGCUUACCAAUCAGUAACUCCACUAUCACUCAGGGCUUUCGUACCUUCUAGGUAAAACUUCUUUCAUUGUGUUUUUUUUAAAUACCGUAUUUUUUUUAAGUGCCAUCAUUUAAAUUUCACUUAGUAAGUGGCAGAUUACAUUCUUCAGUCCCACAAGCACACAACAUAGGAACACUAGGAGAUAUUUGAGCAUUUAUUUUACAAUCGACUGAAUAUAUUAUGUAAAUGAGGUAAGCAACUUUUGUAGAGAUUGUAUGUGUGAGAUAAUGUAAUGUUCUUUUCCAGUUUUUGGACUACAGUUGAAUAAACUUUUUAAUUAUUUAAAAACAUCUUUACCGAAUAACAUGUGAUGGUUUUUUGUAUAAUGUAUUUGAUUUUGUAAAUACGUAUUUCCUGAUGUGAUUUUUGUGAGAAACGCUAAAUCUUUUAGUAUACCAUGUCCUCUCAAGAUUGGCGGGAGCUAAAUACUAGUUUGUGGGCGAUUUGUAUUGUGUACUGUACAAUAACUGGGGAACUUUUAUAAUUAUAAAAAUAUAUAUUAACUUUUAGUGUGUUGUUUAAACAAAUGACUGGAACAUACUAAAGAUAUUAGUAGGAUUUUUUCUGAAUAUUUCAGACUUGAACUCAGGCUAGCUUUCUUGUGUUUUUCAAAACAAAAUGGUGUCUUGUCUUUUAAAAAUCAAUAAAUUUGUUUCCUUGUUACAAACA